Molecule: messenger RNA, 702 nt
Organism: Paraglomus brasilianum
Lineage: Eukaryota; Fungi; Glomeromycota; Glomeromycetes; Paraglomerales; Paraglomeraceae
Source: the annotation of a GenBank genome assembly
AUGACCAAGCAGAAAAUAAUUGAUAAUCCGAGCGAAUGGAUUAUAACAAAAAGAGGGGAUUUUGUGCGAAUUAAGGACAGUGAAAUAUUAACUGAAAAGAAAUUAGAGGCAAUUCGCAAGCAUUUAAAAAAACCAUAUAAAGGAGUGGCUCGUUUUCAAGGAAAAACUCCCGAACAAGUUAGCAAAGAAAGAUACGAUAAAGUUUUAGAAGAAGUUAAUUUUGAUUAUGAAAAACUUCACCAUUGGAUUUAUGAUGAAAAAAAUAAGGAUAAAAUUGAGAUAGUUAAAUUGGAGGGGCAAGAUUACCAAGAGGCAGUAGCGGCGAUAAUUAAGCAUGUUAAGAGUUCUCAACAAAAAUGGAGAAUCAGAAUGAUUGUCAAACCAAAUGAAUUUCCGAGUAGAGUUUUAGUUAAUGAAGAAACUGGACAAGUUAUUUAUUACACUACUGGGAUAAGUUUUGCUGAUUUAGAAAAAUUAAAUAAUAAUCCUCUUGUAAUUUCACCACAAGUAAACAAGGCAAGAGAAAAUCAUACUUCUACUGUUAUUUUCCUUCACGGCACUUACGGAGCAAUAAGAGAUUUUCACCAAAUAGAGAAAAAUUUCCCUAAUAAUACUAAGUUUAUUUACCCAUAUUCGCCAAUUAUACAAUAUGACAUGUGGCAUGGUGCCGAAGCGAAACCUGGUAGUCAAGAAAAAGGCUGA